AAAUCCUUUUUUCCUCCCUCCACUGAUUAUUUCGGGGAAGAAAACAGGAGGAAAAUGUAAUACCCUCCCUCCACUGAAUGCUACAGUCAAACCAGUUGAAAGAACACAGGAAGCAUUUUAUUUCCAGAGCCCUCUUGAUAGAGCCCAAGCAGCAAAGAACAAAGGCAACAAGUACUUUAAAGCUGGAAAAUAUGAACAGGCCAUUCAGUGCUAUACUGAAGCAAUUGGCUUAUGUCCCUCUGAAAAAAAAUGCUGACCUUUCUACCUUUUACCAGAACAGAGCCGCAGCAUACGAACAACUGCAAAAAUGGAAGGAGGUGGCCCAAGACUGCACAAAAGCGGUUGAGCUUAAUCCCAGAUAUGUGAAAGCUCUCUUCAGGCGUGCAAAAGCACAUGAAAAGCUUGAUAACAAGAAAGAGUGUUUAGAAGAUGUUACUGCAGUUUGCAUUUUAGAAGGCUUUCAAAAUCAGCAAAGUAUGCUACUAGCAGAUAAAGUUCUUAAACUUCUUGGGAAAGAAAAAGCCAAAGAAAAAUACAAGAACCGGGAACCCCUGAUGCCUUCACCACAGUUUAUCAAAUCGUACUUCAGCUCUUUCACGGAUGACAUUAUCUCCCAACCACUUCUUAGGGGAGAGAAAUCUGAUGAAGAUAAAGAUAAAGAAGGAGAGCCUUCUGUAGUAAAAGAAAACUGUGGCUAUUUAAAGGCAAAGAAAUAUAUGGAAGAAGAAAACUAUGACAAAAUAAUUAGCGAGUGUACUAAAGAAAUUGAAGCUAAAGGAAAGUAUAUGGCAGAAGCCUUGCUGUUACGAGCUACAUUCUAUCUACUUAUUGGUAAUGCAAAUGCUGCCAAACCUGAUCUGAAUCAGGUUAUUGGAAUGGAAGAAGCCAAUGUAAAGCUGCGUGCUAAUGCUCUGAUCAAGCGAGGAAGUAUGUAUAUGCAACAACAGCAACCUAUGCUGUCUACUCAAGAUUUUAAUAUGGCUGCUGAUAUUGAUCCUCAGAAUGCAGAUGUUUAUCAUCACAGAGGGCAGCUAAAAAUUCUGCUUGACCAAGUUGAAGAAGCUGUAGAGGACUUUGAUGAAUGUAUCCGUUUGCGACCAGAUUCUGCCUUGGCACAAGCACAAAAAUGUUUUGCAUUGUAUCGUCAGGCCUACACUGGAAGUAAUUCUUUACAAGUUCAAGCGGCAAUGAAAGGCUUUGAGAAUGUUAUAAAAAAAUUUCCAAGAUGUGCUGAAGGCUAUGCACUAUAUGCCCAGGCUUUAACAGAUCAACAGCAGUUUGGCAAAGCAGAUGAAAUGUAUGAUAAAUGUAUUGAUCUUGAGCCAGAUAAUGCUACUACAUAUGUUCAUAAAGGUUUACUUCAGCUUCAGUGGAAGCAGGAUUUAGAUAAAGGUUUAGAACUUAUAAGCAAAGCCAUUGAAAUUGAUAACAAAUGUGACUUCGCAUAUGAAACUAUGGGGACAAUUGAAGUACAAAGAGGAAAUCUGGAUAAAGCCAUUGAAAUGUUCAACAAAGCUAUUAAUCUAGCCAAAUCUGAGAUGGAAAUGGCUCACCUCUACUCGCUCUGUGAUGCUGCCUAUGCCCAGACGGAAGUUGCAAAGAAAUACGGAUUGAAACCACCAACAUUGUAGAAAGACAAUAAGAGGGAAAUGACCUUUUAAAAAAUAAAGCUGCCCAUUUCUGCUUAGUCCUAAAGACACUGUUGCAGUAUAUUGAAUGGUGGAAAUUGGGUGUUUUUUCCCCUCUCCUGUUCAUGGUGAUGUAAUUAUCUGUUAAAUGUUUAGGUGUUGUGGGAGUGGCUGUUCAAGAAAGUAAGCAGUUUGUUCCUCUUGCAGCAGAUAAAUGUUAAAGGGAGAUUAAAACAGAAUUGCAAGGGGAUCAAAAAUUAUUUUGGCCAUGCGAAUAAAAACCUCUUUGACUCAUGUUUUCACUGUAGUUGUGAAUGACUGGUUAUAUUUACAAAAGUGUUUUACAGCUUGUCAUGCUGCUGAUUUUAAAUGAAUAAUGCUGUAUGAUUUUUAUAUAGAAUCAAUAAAUCCCUUGGGGUUGAUUUUAGUUCUGCACAAAGAAAAACAUAAAUUACAAAAUUAUUUAGUAGUAAGGAUUUUUAAGGCAAUUGUGGUUGAAGUGAAUCUUUUCACCUAGUUAACCAUGUACAGACAUUUCCUCCAUCUCCUUUUAUAUUUUCUGCUUCAUGUAGGAAAUAACAACUCUGUCCCUGCUCAAACUUAACAUGCUGUUUUUGUGCAUGGUUUAGCAAACUACUUCAAGAAUUCUACAUUUCACUCAGUCUGCUUGAAUAUGGCCUGUAUCCCAAAACACAACUUUAACCUUGCCUUGAUUUGAUUGUUGUUAGAAAGAAAAUAAUUGUAACUUUCAGGAGAGUAAAAUUGCUGUUGCAUGGGCACUGCCAGAGGCCUUGAGUUCUUCAGAUUAGUAUGCAUUUUAGAAUUGCCGUUGUAUAUUGAGCCUUUGGAGUGAGACUUAGUUCACAGGGUCCAAAAUUAUGUAGAAACCAUGGUUAACUCCUCUUAGAAAAAUGUAUUUUUUCAUUGAUGCUACAUAAAGUAUCAAUUUGCAACACUGUUUUUUUUGUAAUUUUUUUAAAAGAAGUCUUCUUACACAUUAGGGAUCUUACUAUUGAACAGACACUGAGCUGUCUGUCCCUAGGAGCUGCUGAAGCCAGUUCAGAACUCCUGUAGUACUGUUUCAUUUGCUAGAAAAUUCUUUGUAGGAGCUGGGUGUGUCUGUUUAACAUAAUUUGGAUUUGCUUCUUAUCUUCAGACCAGAUAUGAUGAAAAAUAUAUUAUUUUGCUUAAGAUAGCUGUCUUUUUCUAAAAUAAUCUUGGAGUGAUUCAGAAAGUCUGAUUGUUCAAUUUAUGUUCAGUGUAUGAAGUCAGUUGCUGCUUUUUUUAAAAAAAAAUGAUAAAGGUUGACCACUAAACUCAAGUUUUCUUGAGUUUUCAGGCCAUCUGUUAAAUUAUCCCCCCUGGAUUUCAUCCCCCACCCCCAUCUGUGACUUCAUCAUGUAUUUCAAAGGGGUUUUUAUUUGCAUGGCUCUGUGUACACUGACACUUCUCUCUCCUGAAAGCAGUUAAGAAUUAAGCAUGUGCUGUCUAAUAACUAGCAUUCCAGAUCCACACAGACUGUUGCCUGUUGUUCAAAUUUUUGAUCUGCACUCAAAGAAUGCAUUUUUUUUUUGUUUUUUGUAAAUGACUUACACAUGUAAAGUCAUCAAAUAAAUAUUGCAUUCAAAUAUCUCUUAUA
Sceloporus undulatus (fence lizard) is the source of this 3267-nucleotide messenger RNA. RefSeq names its product translocase of outer mitochondrial membrane 70 (gene TOMM70). The transcript has 12 exons. The coding region runs from base 78 to 1631 and encodes 517 amino acids. Lineage: Eukaryota; Metazoa; Chordata; Lepidosauria; Squamata; Phrynosomatidae. Gene Ontology annotation, molecular function: protein binding. The record is from RefSeq and is a predicted model, not a curated record.